GUGAAAUUGCUUGGUUCGCCUAGGAAUUUACACUUCUGUACUGGUGCCUAUUAGCACUUUGAAGGAUGCCGCACGUUGGUGGCGGCGGUGGCGACGAUUUAGCUUCUUCGGAUGAGAUAAAAGUGUUUAAAGAUGAGGGAGAGGAAGAAAACCGCUCUUCGGAAAACUUGACCGAUCUCAAGUCGAGCUUAGUCACCGAGGGGGAAGAGGAUAAAAACGACCAGCUACCGGUGUCGCAUAGCUUCUCAGGCUCAAAAAAUGCUCUGUCGUCCCGACUGCAAGAGGCUAUUACAACGGCGGCGACCCCCGGAAAAGGUUUUGAGCCAGUUUCCCACUCAACGCCUAUUGGUUACGUUGUCUCACCAUACCCACACCCGAACGGCACCAUUGGACCAUCGUCAAUGGUAAGUCACUGUUAUUUCCUGGAAAAUGAAGUAAGACGUAGAUUGGUAAGUACGUGCUGCUGUGUGACUUGUGCUGCCCUCUGCUAUUUGUUUGAAUAA
Molecule: messenger RNA, 503 nt
Organism: Limulus polyphemus (Atlantic horseshoe crab)
Lineage: Eukaryota; Metazoa; Arthropoda; Merostomata; Xiphosura; Limulidae
Product: transcription factor 7-like 2
Exons: 4
Coding region: 66-503 (145 amino acids)
Biological process (GO): regulation of transcription by RNA polymerase II; canonical Wnt signaling pathway
Cellular component (GO): beta-catenin-TCF complex
Molecular function (GO): RNA polymerase II cis-regulatory region sequence-specific DNA binding; DNA-binding transcription factor activity, RNA polymerase II-specific
Source: RefSeq, a predicted model, not a curated record